AUGGCUCAAGUUGAUCCAAGAGUUCCACUUUGGGUUGCUGAAAAAUAUAAAGUUAUCAAAAAAAUUGGAUCAGGAUCAUUUGGUGAAAUUUACAAUGCAAUCAACACAUCAAACGGCGAGGAAGUUGCUAUUAAAUUUGAGUCUAUUCAUGCACGUCAUCCACAAUUGCUUUAUGAAUCAAGGCUGUACAAACUUCUCAGUGGUGGUACUGGUAUCCCCCAAACUCGUUGGUAUGGACAAGAGAGAAAUUGGAAUGUACUUGUGAUGGAUUUACUUGGUCCAUCAUUGGAAGAUCUUUUUACAUUUUGUUCUCGAAAAUUUACCAUGAAAACAGUUCUCAUGUUGGCUGAUCAAAUGAUCACCAGAAUUGAAUAUGUACAUGGUAAACAUUUUAUUCAUCGAGACAUUAAACCAGAUAAUUUUAUGAUGGGAAAUAAACGACAAUGUAAUAAAUUAUACAUCAUUGAUUUUGGCUUAGCUAAAAAAUUUUUCGACAGACGUACCAAUAGUCACAUACUUUAUAAUGAAGGAAAAAGUUUGACUGGUACCGCACGAUAUGCAUCAAUAAAUGCUCAUCAAGGAAUUGAACAAAGUCGUCGUGAUGACAUGGAAGCAUUGGGAUAUGUUUUUAUGUAUUUUAAUCGUGGCUCAUUACCUUGGCAAGGUAUCAGAGCAAAUACUAGAAAACAAAAAUAUGAAAAAAUUAAAGAAAAAAAAAUGUCAACGUCUAUUGAAGAAUUGUGUGAGAAUUUUCCAACAGAAUUUGCAAUGUAUUUAUGUUAUACAAAAAAUUUACGUUUUGAAGAGAGACCAGAUUACAUGUAUCUACGUAAAAUAUUUCAUAUUUUAUUUCGCUCAUUAAAUUAUCAAUAUGAUUAUAUAUUUGAUUGGUCAAUAAUGAUGAGAAAGCCAGAAAAUUCUAUGCCAAUUACAAUCACACGAGUGGAAACACCAUUGAAUCAAUAA
Messenger RNA from Aphidius gifuensis, 966 nucleotides. Its product is annotated as casein kinase I-like. Gene Ontology annotation, cellular component: nucleus; cytoplasm. Bases 1 to 966 code for a protein of 321 amino acids. Lineage: Eukaryota; Metazoa; Arthropoda; Insecta; Hymenoptera; Braconidae. Gene Ontology annotation, biological process: peptidyl-serine phosphorylation; signal transduction; negative regulation of canonical Wnt signaling pathway. Gene Ontology annotation, molecular function: protein serine/threonine kinase activity; ATP binding. The record is from RefSeq and is a predicted model, not a curated record. The transcript is spliced from 5 exons.